UUCUCAAGGUUUUGCCUUUAAUGCCUUGGGAAAAUGGCAGAAGGUGCAGAUGGAGAGGAAGAGAUUCAGUUUCUGCGUACGGAUGAUCAGGUGGUGCUGCAGUGCACUGCAUCUAUUCUUAAGGAACAGAUCAAGCUGUGUCUGUCAUGCGAAGGAUUUGGGAAUCGUCUUUGUUUCCUGGAGACCACCUCCAAUGCUCAGAAUAUCCCUCCAGACCUUGCUAUCUGCUGCUUCAUCUUGGAACAGUCCCUUUCUGUGCGGGCAUUACAGGAAAUGCUGUCCAACUCUUCCGUGGAUGAGUCGUCACAAGGUGGGGGUCACCGCACCCUGCUGUAUGGACAUGCCAUCCUCCUGAAGCACACUCACUCCAGCAUGUACUUGUGCUGUUUGACUACUUCGCGCUCACUGACAGACAAAUUGGCUUUUGAUGUGGGUUUGCAGGAAGAUUCCACAGGAGAGGCCUGCUGGUGGACCAUCCAUCCAGCCUCCAAGCAAAGGUCUGAAGGUGAGAAGGUCAGGGUGGGAGAUGACCUCAUUCUCGUCAGUGUUUCUUCAGAGCGAUACCUGCAUUUGUCCUACGCCAGUGGUGACUUGAUGGUAGAUGCCUCUUUCAUGCAAACACUGUGGACCAUGACCCCUGUGAUGUCUGGAUGUGAGCUGGCUGAAGGUUUUCUGACCGGAGGGUACGUGCUCAGGCUGUUCCAUGGUCACAUGGACGAGUGUUUGGCAAUCCCAGGAGCUGAACAAGGGGACGACCAGCGCAGAGUUGCUCAUUAUGAAGGAGGGGCUGUAUGCAGUCAUGCUCGAUCCUUAUGGCGACUUGAGCCACUCCGUAUCGGUUGGAGCGGGGGUCACAUUAAAUGGGGCCAGUCUUUCCGGAUACGUCACAUAACAACAGGCCGAUACCUUUGUCUGGAUGAAGAGAAAGGACUGCUGCUGGUGGACCCGGAAAAGGCAAAUUCCAAGAUGUCAGCCUUCUGCUUCAGGAUUUCAAAGGAAAAAAUCGAAUUGAUCCAAAAGCGAGAUGUGGAAGGCAUGGGCACGCCUGAGAUUAAGUAUGGAGAGUCCAUGUGCUUCGUACAGCAUGUUUCAACUGGCCUCUGGCUCACAUAUGCUGCUGUUGAUGCCAAAUCUGCCCGCCUGGGUCCUCUAAAGAGAAAGGCCAUACUCCAUAAAGAAGGUCACAUGGAUGAUGCACUCACAGUGGCUCGAUCUCAGACCGAAGAGUCCCAAGCUGGCAGAAUGAUUUUCAGCACAUCAGGCCUCUUUAACCAGUUCAUCAAAGGUUUAGAUGCUCUGGGUGGGAAAAACAAAUCUCCCAACUCCACAUCUCUGCCUAUGGACACAGUGGUGCUCUCCCUGCAGGACCUCAUUUUUUACUUCCGACCCCCCGAGGAGGAGCUGGAGCACGAGGACAAACAGUUCAAGCUUCGCUCCCUCAAGAACAGACAGAACCUCUUCCAGGAAGAGGGAAUGAUUACUCAUGUCCUGGACUGUGUAGAUCGCCUCAAUGUCUACAACACAGCAGCUCACUUCUCAGAGUAUGCUGGGGAGGAAGCCGCAGAGUCAUGGAAGGAGAUAGUAAAUUUACUGUAUGAAUUGCUUGCCUCUUUGAUCAGAGGCAAUCGUGCUAACUGUGCCCUGUUCUGUGACAACCUUGACUGGCUGGUCAGUAAAUUGGAUCGUUUGGAGGCAUCUUCAGGAAUCCUGGAGGUGUUGUAUUGUGUCCUGAUUGAGAGUCCAGAGGUGCUGAACAUUAUUCAGGAAAAUCACAUCAAAUCCAUCAUCUCUCUGCUGGAUAAGCAUGGCCGCAAUCACAAGGUCUUGGAUGUGCUCUGCUCUCUGUGUGUGUGUAAUGGAGUGGCGGUGAGGUCAAAUCAGAAUCUCAUCACAGAGAAUCUGCUUCCAGGUCGUGACCUCCUACUUCAAACCAACAUUAUCAAUUAUGUAACCAGCAUUAGACCCAACAUUUUCCUUGGAACUUGUGAAGGAUCCACUCAGUACAAGAAGUGGUAUUUUGAGGUGAUGGUGGACCAAGUGGAGCCGUUCCUUACAGCUCAGCCAUAUCACCUGCGUGUGGGUUGGGCUCUGACGGAGGGCUACAGUCCUUACCCUGGUGGAGGGGAAGGCUGGGGGGCCAACGGGGUCGGGGAUGACCUCUACUCCUACGGUUUCGACGGGCUUCACCUCUGGUCAGGACGUGUUCCGCGUCAUGUUGCCACACCCAAUGAGCACCUCCUGGCAGCAGAAGAUGUGGUCAGCUGUUGUUUGGAUCUGAGCGUGCCCAGUAUUUCCUUCCGUAUCAAUGGGCAUCCUGUUCAGGGCAUGUUUGAGAACUUCAACCUGGACAGCUUGUUCUUCCCUGUUGUCAGCUUCUCUGCAGGCGUUAAGUUGCGGUUUCUUCUCGGGGGGCGUCACGGAGAUUUUAAGUUCCUCCCACCUCCAGGAUAUGCUCCAUGCUAUGAAGCAGUACUGCCAAGGGACCGUCUACGGAUCGAGCCCAUCAAGGAGUAUAAGCAUGAUUUUGAUGCCAUUCGCAACCUGUUGGGUCCAACUCAGUCCCUCUCACAUACAGCCUUCACUCCUGGCCCUGUGGACACUAUACAGAUUGUACUUCCUCCUCAUUUGGAGCGCAUUCGAGAGAAGCUUGCAGAAAAUAGCCAUGAGUUAUGGGCUGUUACUCGCAUUGAACAAGGGUGGACCUAUGGACCAUUUCGUGACGACAACAAGAAGCUGCACCCCUGCCUGGUAGACUUCCAGAGUCUGCCUGAACCAGAGAAGAACUACAAUUUAGCGAUGUCAGGAGAGACACUCAAAACUCUGCUGGCACUAGGCUGUCAUGUAGGAAUGGGAGAUGAGAAAGCCGAAGAGAAUCUGAAAAAGAACAAGCUCCCAAAAACUUACAUGCAGAGUAGCGGAUACAAGCCAGCCCCUCUGGACCUCAACUAUGUCAAGCUAACUCCUAAUCAGAACGCUCUAGUGGAGAGACUGGCAGAAAAUGGACACAAUGUGUGGGCAAGAGACCGGGUUCGCCAGGGCUGGACAUACAGUAUUGUGCAGGAUAUAUUGAACAAGCGAAAUCCCCGUCUGGUUCCUUACAACCUGCUAGAUGAAAAGACGAAAAAAACCAACAGGGACACAGUUUGCGCAGCUGUUCGCACUCUCAUCGGAUAUGGUUACAACAUAGAACCACCUGACCAGGAGAGCAGCGGGCAUGGACCAGCAACUGGUGAUAAGAUCAGAGUGUUCAGAGCAGAAAAAUCUUAUGCUGUCACACAGGGGAAGUGGUACUUUGAGUUUGAGGCUGUGACAGUCGGGGAGAUGAGAGUGGGCUGGGCCAGGCCCAGUGUUCGUGCAGACACUGAACUUGGUGCAGAUGAGUUGGCAUAUGUCUUCAAUGGCUUCAAGGCCCAACGUUGGCACGUGGGAAAUGAGCCAUUUGGUCGACAGUGGCUAUCUGGUGAUGUGGUGGGUUGUAUGAUCGACCUCACGGAGAUGAACAUCAUGUUUACACUCAACGGAGAAAUGUUGAUCAGCGACUCAGGCUCAGAGAUGGCCUUUAAGGAUAUCGAGAUUGGAGAAGGCUUCAUACCUGUGUGCAGCCUGGGCCUGUCCCAGAUCGGCAGGAUCAACUUAGGUCAGAACGUCAGCAGUCUUCGUUAUUUUACCAUCUGUGGCCUGCAGGAGGGAUUUGAACCCUUUGCUAUCAAUAUGAAAAGAGACAUUACCAUGUGGUUCAGCAAGAGCCUUCCCCAGUUCAUCAAUGCGCCCACUGAUCAUCCUCACAUGGAGGUGUCCCGUGUUGAUGGGACAGUGGAAUCUGCCCCUUGUCUCAAACUGACCCACAAGACAUUUGGAUCACAGAACGCCAACACAGACUUGCUAUUCUUCAGACUCAGCAUGCCAGUUGAGUUUCAUGAGACCUUCAAAGUCCCAGCAGGGACCACCCUUCUUACCCGUGCGCUGACAAUCCCUGAGGAUGAGGCGUUAGAGGUGGACCCAGACUCUGACUUUGAAAUACUCAAGAAGUCAGCUACUCGCAAAGAGCAGGAAGAGGACAAGAAAGAACCGUCUGUGCCGAAAGAGAUCCCUGCCAUUAAAAAUGGAGAAAAUGAGAAGGAUGCCUCAACUGAGAAAAGCAAGAAGAAAGGAUUCCUUUUCAAGGCUAAGAAGGCUGCUUUAAUAAAUCAACCACCUGUUGUUCCCACCAUGCCCCGCUUAAUGGAAGAUGUGGUGCCAGAUGACCGGGAUGAUGUCGACAUCAUCCUCAACACCACUACAUACUAUUAUUCUGUGAGAGUGUUUGCGGGGCAGGAGCCCAGUGGCGUGUGGGUGGGCUGGGUCACACCUGACUAUCACCAGUAUGACCCACAUUUUGACAUCAGCAAAGUGAGAAAUGUAACAGUCACUGUCGGCGAUGAUAAAGGAAACAUACACGACAGUAUAAAACGCAGUAACUGCUACAUGGUAUGGGGAGGAGAGUUCAGCAGCUCCCAGCAGACCCGAGUCAGUCAAGAGGAUUUUGUGAUUGGUUGUCUCAUUGAUUUGGAAACAGGACUCAUGACUUUCACUGCUAAUGGAAAAGAGAUCAACACGUUUUACCAGGUGGAGCCCAACACAAAACUGUUCCCAGCUGUCUUUGUCCUUCCUUCCAGUCUGAAUAUGAUUCAGUUUGAACUAGGCAAGCUGAAGAACAUUAUGCCGAUCUCAGCCGCCAUGUUCCGGAGUGAACGCAAGAACCCUGUUCCCCAAUGCCCUCCUAGACUGGAUGUCCAGAUGUUAACCCCAGUCAUCUGGAGCCGCAUGCCCAACCACUUCCUGGCUCCAGAGACAGGUCGCAUUAGUGAGAGACUUGGCUGGGUGGUGCAGUGUCAGGAGCCACUCAGCAUGAUGGCCCUCCACAUCCCAGAAGAGAACAGGUGUAUUGACAUCCUGGAGCUGUCUGAACGUAUGGACUUGCUGAAGUUCCACUAUCAUACUCUGAAGCUGUAUGGCUUAGUGUGUGCUUUGGGCAACAACCGUGUGGCUCACGCUCUGUGCAGCCAUGUGGAUGAGUCCCAGCUCUUCUACGCCAUAGAGAACACCUACCUACCUGGACCAAUGAGGAGCGGCUUCUAUGACCUGCUCAUCAGCAUGCACCUGGAGUCUGCCAAGAGGAACCGGCUGGGAACCAACAAGGAAUUCAUAGUUCCAAUGACAGACCAAACACGCAGUAUCACUCUGUACUCUGACAAAUCUCAUGCUUUACCUGGGGUUGGCCUUACUACAUGUCUGCGUCCCAAACUCCAUUUCUCCUCCAUUGGGUUUGUUGGAACCAAUCAGGACAUCUACACACUGAGUCCAGUCAUCCCCUUACAGGUGCUAAAGACCAAGGCCCUGAACAUGCUGACCGAGGCUGUGCAAGAUGGAGGUCAAGCCAUGAGAGAUCCUGUGGGAGGUAGUGUUGAGUUUCAUUUUGUUCCAAUCCUGAAGCUCAUCAGUACCCUCCUCAUCAUGGGUGUGUUUGAUGAUGAAGAUGUCACACACAUCCUGAAGAUGCUUGAGCCCACAGUCUUCAAGCAACAAGAAGAAGAAGAGGAAUAUGAGGAUGAUGGCUUGGGGGAAGAGGAUGAGGAAGAAAUGGAGGAAGAGGAAGAAUUAGAGACAGAAUCGAUUAAAGGAGCAGAGGAAACAGAGAAAGAGAUUAAAGAGGAGGAUAAAGAAGAACAUCUAGAGCAAGGACUCUUCCAGAUGAAGUUACCGGAGUCUGUCAAAUUGCAGAUGUGUACUCUACUGCAGUAUUUCUGUGACUGUGAGCUACGUCACAGAGUGGAGGCCAUCACUGCUUUUUCAGACCAGUUCGUCAGCCAGAUACAGUCCAACCAGAGGCAGCGCUACAAUGAACUUAUGCUGGCCUUCACCAUGAGUGCCGCUGAGACUGCCCGCAAGACCCGUGAAUUUCGCUCCCCACCACAGGAGCAGGUCAACAUGCUCAUGAACUUCAAGAACUGUGCUGAGGAUGAAGAGUGCCCUGUUCCUGAUGAGGUCCGCGAAGCUCUGCUGACUUUUCACAACGCUCUGCUGGCUCACUGUGGUGUUCAUAUUGAGGAAGAAGAACAAGAGGAAGAAGUGGAUAACUCUCUCUGUGGACGACUCGUCCGUUUGCUGGCAAAGGUGAAAAGAAUCCGUGAGAAGAAGGUAGAGGUGGAGCCUGAACCACAGGAAGAUAAAAAGCCAAGCACACUGCAGGAGCUGAUUUCCCACACUAUGAUCCAUUGGGCCCAGGAGUCGUUCAUCCAGAACCCUGAGCUGGUGCGUAUGAUGUUCAGCCUCCUUCACAGACAGUACGAUGGGCUAGGUGAGCUCAUGCGUGCCCUUCCCAAGGCCUACACCAUCAACGCAGUGUCAAUUAUCGACACCAUGGACUUGCUGGAGUGCUUGGGCCAGAUCCGCUCCCUGCUUAUUGUCCAGAUGGGUCCGGAAGAGGAGAGGCUUAUGAUUCAAAGCAUCGGGAACAUCAUGAGUAACAAAGUCUUUUAUCAGCACCCAAACUUGAUGCGAGCCUUGGGCAUGCAUGAAACCGUCAUGGAGGUCAUGGUCAAUGUGCUUGGCGGCGGGGACUCAAAGGAGAUCAGAUUCCCUCGAGUGGUGACAAACUGCUGCCGUUUUCUCUGCUAUUUCUGUCGCAUCAGUCGCCAAAAUCAGCGCUCUAUGUUUGACCACCUCAGCUACCUUCUCCAAAACAGUGGCAUCGGCCUUGGAAUGCGGGGCUCCACUCCCUUGGACGUGGCUGCAGCCUCUUGUAUCGACAACAACGAGCUGGCGUUGGCUCUCCAAGAGCAGGAUCUAGAAAUGGUGGUGAAGUAUUUAGCUGGAUGUGGACUUCAGAGCUGUCCAAUGCUACUGUCCAAAGGCUAUCCUGACAUUGGCUGGAAUCCUUGUGGCGGAGAGAAAUACCUUGACUUUCUUCGUUUUGCUGUGUUUGUCAAUGGAGAGAGCGUAGAAGAGAAUGCCAAUGUGGUGGUGCGUCUCCUCAUUCGCAGGCCUGAGUGCUUCGGUCCAGCCCUGAGAGGAGAGGGUGGUAACGGUCUACUGGCUGCAAUAGAGGAGGCAAUCAAAAUAUCAGAGGAUCCUGCAAGGGAUGGUCCUAGUGUUAAGAAAGACAGACGCUUUCCCAUGUUUGGAGGAGAGGAGCAGCAUGAGGAGAACAAGGUGCACCUGGGAAAUGCCAUCAUGUCCUUCUACUCUGCCCUUAUUGACUUGCUGGGACGCUGUGCUCCAGAGAUGCACUUGAUCCAGGCUGGUAAGGGCGAGGCUCUGAGAAUCAGAGCCAUCCUGAGGUCUCUGGUCCCCAUUGAGGAUCUUGUGGGAGUCAUCAGCCUUUCUGUUCAGAUUCCUUCAUUUGGAAAAGACAACAGCAUCAUAGAACCAAAGAUGUCAGCUAGUUUUGUGCCGGAUCACAAGGCUCCCAUGGUUCUGUUCCUGGACAGAGUGUAUGGUAUUGACAACCAGGAUUUCUUGCUACAUGUGCUAGAGGUGGGCUUUCUCCCUGACAUGAGGGCUGCUGCCUCUCUGGACACGGUUGCUUUCUGCACUACAGAGAUGGCCCUUGCUUUGAACCGCUACCUGUGUUCUGCUGUGCUGCCACUCAUCACUAAGUGUGCUCCACUCUUUGCUGGCAGUGACCACAGAGCCAUAAUGAUCGACUCUAUGUUGCACACAAUCUACCGUCUGUCUCGUGGACGAGCCUUCACAAAGGCCCAAAGAGACAUCAUUGAAGAGUGCCUCAUGGCUUUGUGCAAACAUCUACGUCCAUCCAUGCUUCAGCACCUGCUAAGACGGCUGGUGUUUGAUGUGCCCAUUCUCAAUGAGUACGCCAAAAUGCCCCUGAAGCUUUUGACCAAUCACUACGAGCGUUGUUGGAAAUAUUAUUGCCUCCCUAAUGGUUGGGGCAACUUUGGAAUCUCAUCAGAAGAGGAGCUGCAUCUGACCCGCAAACUGUUUUGGGGGAUCUUUGAAUCGCUAGCGCACAAGAAAUUUGAUGCUGAGAUUUUCAAAAUUUCAAUGCCAUGCAUCUGUGCCAUCGCUGGAGCCAUUCCUCCCGACUAUGUCGAUGCCAGCUACUCCUCAAAAACAGAGAAAAAGGCAUCAGUGGAUGCAGAGGGAAACUUUGAUCCUAAACCAGUAGAGACGACAAACACUAUCAUCCCCGAGAGACUGGAUCCCUUUAUCAACAAAUAUGCUGAAUAUACACAUGAUAGAUGGGCCUUUGAAAAGAUCCAGAAUAACUGGUCAUAUGGUGAAAUGCUGGAUGACAAUGCAAAAACUCAUCCCAUGCUCAGACCAUACAAAACCUUCUCAGAGAAGGACAAAGAGAUCUACCGUUGGCCAAUCAAAGAGUCAGUCAAAGCCAUGGUUGCAUGGGAAUGGACUCUAGAUAAAGCUAGAGAGGAAGAGGAGUCAGAGAAGAAGAAGGCAGUAUCACGAAAAAUCUCACAAACUGCACAGGCAACCUAUGACCCAAGCCAAGGGUACAGUCCACAGCCCAUUGAAAUCUCACACAUGGCUCUUUCAAGAGACCUGCAGUCUAUGGCAGAGCAACUGGCAGAAAAUUACCACAACACCUGGGGGCGAAAGAAAAAGUUGGAGCUGCAGUCCAAAGGAGGUGGAACACAUCCUCUGCUGGUGCCCUAUGAUACUCUGACAGCAAAAGAAAAGGCACGAGAUAGAGAGAAGUCUCAUGAACUGCUGAAGUUUCUGCAGCUUAAUGGAUAUGCUGUCACAAGGGGCCUGAAAGAUAUGGAGUCUGACAUCUCAUCCAUCGAGAAGAGAUUUGCUUAUGGUUUCCUGCAGAAGCUGCUGAAAUGGAUGGAAAUUGCCCAAGAGUUCAUCGCUCAUCUUGAGGCUGUGGUAAGCAGUGGACGAGUGGAAAAGUCUCCUCAUGAGCAGGAAAUCAAAUUCUUUGCCAAGAUCUUGAUGCCUCUAAUCAACCAAUAUUUCAAAAACCACUGCCUCUACUUCUUGUCGACACCUGCAAAAGUUCUGGGUAGUGGUGGGCAUUCUUCCAAUAAAGAGAAGGAGAUGAUUGCAAGUAUCUUCUGUAAAAUGUCUGCUCUGGUGAGGCAGAGAGUCUCUCUCUUUGGAACGGAUGCUUCAGCAAUUGUUAACUGUCUUCACAUCCUGGCACGGUCAUUGGAUGCAAGGACAGUAAUGAAGUCAGGGCCUGAGAUUGUGAAAGCAGGGCUGCGGUCAUUCUUUGAGAGUGCUGCGGACGAUAUAGAGAAGAUGGUAGAGAACCUCAAACUGGGCAAAGUAUCCAAAGGCAAUCAGCAAGUGAAAGGCGUCUCCCAGAACAUUAACUACACAACCAUCGCCCUGCUCCCAGUGCUUACCUCCCUGUUUGAUCACAUUGCUCAGCACCAGUUUGGAGAUGAUGUCAUGCUGGACGAUCUACAGAUGUCAUGCUAUCGCAUCAUGUGUAGCAUCUACUCCCUUGGGACUGUCAAGAAUCCACAUGUUGAGAGGCAGAGACCAGCUCUCGGAGAAUGUUUGGCUCACCUUGCAGCUGCGAUGCCAGUGGCCUACUUAGAGCCCCAUCAAAAUGAAUUCAAUGCUUUCUCUGUCUACACCACAAAGACACCCAGAGAAAGAGCCAUCUUGGGCCUUCCCAGUGAGGUCCAGGAAUUAUGUCCAGACAUUCCAGAGCUGGAUGCUCUGCUAAAGGAGAUUGGGGACUUGGCAGAGUCAGGGGCUCGUUACACUGAGAUGCCUCAUGUGAUUGAAAUCACCCUGCCCAUGCUGUGCAACUACUUGCCUCGCUGGUGGGAGAGAGGACUUGAGAACUUCCCUGAGAUGGAGGGGCAGAUCUGCACUGAUGUCACAUCCGAACACCUUAAUCAGCUGCUUGGCAGCAUCAUGAAAAUCGUUGUCAACAACUUGGGUAUCGAUGAAGCCUCUUGGAUGAAGAGGUUGGCUGUGUUUUCACAGCCCAUUGUCAGCAGGGCAAAGCCAGAAAUGCUCAAGUCCCACUUCAUCCCUACAAUGGAGAAGCUGAAGAAACGCACUUCAAAGGUGGUGGCUGAAGAGGACCAUUUGCGGAUGGAGGGUAAAUCAGAGGGGGAUGAGGAAGACGGCACUAUACGUGAUGAGUUUGCUGUCCUCUGCAGAGACUUGUAUGCCCUCUACCCUCUACUUAUUCGCUACGUGGACAACAACAGGGCAAGAUGGCUGACAUGCCCAGACCCAGAUGCAGAAGAGCUCUUCCGAAUCGUUGGAGAGGUCUUCAUUUUCUGGUCCAAAUCUCAUAACUUCAAACGAGAGGAACAGAACUUUGUUGUGAUGAAUGAGAUCAAUAACAUGUCAUUCCUCACCGCUGACAGCAAAAGCAAAAUGAGCAAGGGCGGGGACUCAGAGGGUGGAGGCUCAGAUACUGAACGUACCAAGAAGAAAAAGCGUGGAGAUCGUUACUCUGUACAGACUUCACUUAUUGUGGCUGCCUUGAAAAAGAUGCUUCCCAUAGGCCUCAACAUGUGCUCUCCCGCUGAUCAGGAGCUUAUCAACUUGGCCAAGAUCCGAUACUCUUUGAGAGACACUGAUGAAGAAGUAAGAGAGUUCCUGCAGAACAACCUUCAUCUUCAGGGCAAGGUGGACAACCCAUCCAUGCGCUGGCAGAUGGCCCUGUAUAAGGAGAUGGCAGGGAAGGCCGAAGAUGCUGACGCUCCAAUGAAAGUUGUCAAGAGAGUGCAGGAGGUUUCUGCUGUCCUCUACCACCUUGAAGUCACGGAGCACCCGUUUAAAUCCAAGAAGAUGGUGUGGCACAAACUGUUGUCCAAGCAGAGACGCAGGGCUGUGGUCGCUUGCUUUAGGAUGACACCACUAUACAAUAUUCCAAGGCAUAGAGCUUCAAACAUGUUCCUUGAGGGAUACAAACGCAAUUGGCUUCACUCUGAGGGUUACUCAUUUGAAGACAGGAUGAUAGACGACUUAUCCAAAGCAAUGGAGCAAGAGGAAGGAGAUGAAGAGGAGCAUGAACGAGAAACAAAGCCAGAUCCCCUCCACCAGCUUAUUCUGCAUUUCAGUCGUACCGCUCUGACAGAAAAGAGUAAACUUGAUACCGAUCAUCUUUAUAUGGCAUAUGCAGAAAUUAUGGCAAAGAGUUGCCAUAUUGGUGAGGAAGAAGAAGGGGGAGAGGAAAUGGUGGAAAAUGCUGAGGAUGAGAUGUCCUUUGAGGAAAAAGAAACGGAGAAACAAAGGCUCUUGUACCAGCAGUCCAGACUUCACAAUCGUGGAGCUGCAGAGAUGGUCCUGCAAAUGAUCAGUGCCUGCAAAGGUGAGACUGGACCAAUGGUGACUACAACCCUCAAGCUGGGCAUCUCUAUCCUUAACGGUGGAAACAGUGAGGUUCAACGGAAAAUGCUGGAGUACCUGAGGGAUAAGAAGGAUGUAGGCUUCUUUUUGAGUGUCCAGGCACUGAUGCAGACAUGCAGUGUCUUGGAUCUAAAUGCGUUUGAGAGGCAGAACAAGGCAGAGGGGCUGGGCAUGGUUUCAGAGGAGGGCAGUAAUGAGAAAGUGAUGUCAGACGACGAGUUCACCUGUGACCUCUUCCGUUUCCUGCAGCUGCUUUGUGAGGGUCACAAUAAUGAUUUCCAGAACUACCUGCGGACACAGACAGGCAGCACAACUACCAUCAACAUCAUCAUCUGCACUGUAGAUUACCUCCUCAGACUCCAGGAGUCUAUCAGUGAUUUCUACUGGUAUUACUCCGGCAAGGACAUCAUUGAUGAACCAGGCAAAAAGAAUUUCUCCAAAGCUAUGAUAGUGGCAAAACAGAUUUUCAACAGCCUAACUGAAUAUAUUCAGGGUCCAUGCACUGGCAACCAGCAGUCCCUGACCCAUAGCAGGCUGUGGGAUGCCAUUGUCGGGUUCCUUCAUGUCUUUGCCCAUAUGAUGAUGAAGCUGGCACAGGACUCCAGCCAGAUUGGUCUGCUGAAGGAGCUCCUUGACCUACAGAAAGACAUGGUUGUGAUGUUGCUCUCACUGUUAGAGGGAAACGUGGUAAACGGUACAAUUGCGCGCCAGAUGGUAGACAUGCUGGUAGAGUCUUCCAGCAACGUGGAGAUGAUCCUCAAGUUCUUUGACAUGUUCCUCAAACUGAAAGACAUUGUGGCUUCGGAUGCUUUCCGUGAUUACGUCACAGAUCCACGAGGGCUGAUCUCCAAGAAGGACUUCCACAAGGCCAUGGACAGUCAGAAGCAGUACUCCCCAUCUGAGAUCCAGUUUCUGUUGUCCUGCUCAGAAGCAGAUGAGAAUGACAUGAUCCACUAUGAGGAGUUCGCCAAUCGCUUUCAGGAACCCGCCAAGGACAUCGGAUUCAACAUCGCAGUGCUGCUCACCAACCUGUCUGAGCACGUCCCCCAUGACAUCAGGCUAAAGAACUUCUUAGAACAAGCAGAUAGUGUGCUGAACUACUUCCGCCCCUUCUUGGGCCGUAUUGAGAUAAUGGGCGCCAGCAGAAAGAUUGAGCGCAUCUACUUUGAAAUCACUGAAGUAAACCGCAAACAGUGGGAGAUGCCCCAAGUCAGAGAGUCCAAACAACAGUUUAUCUUUAACGUUGUCAAUGAGGGUGGUGAAUCAGAGAAGAUGGAAAUGUUCGUGAACUUCUGUGAGGACACCAUCUUUGAGAUGAAUAUAGCCUCGCAAAUUUCAGAGCAGGAGGAAGAGGGAAAGGGGGAGGAAGAUGAUGAAGGAGAUGAAGGUGGAGGUGAGGGAGGACCAGGAGGGGCAGCAAAUGGAGGAGGCGAUGAAGACAAUAACGGAGAGGAAGGGCAUCCCGAAUCAAGCUCUGCCUUUGCAGAUUUCAUAAACAGCGUGCUAUGCUUCUUUAGCAUUUUCACCUUCCGUAACCUCCGCAGACAAUAUCGCAGAGUGAGAAAGAUGACCUUCAAGGAGAUUGUGGUGGCUUUGUCCACCUUUUUCUGGACCAUACUAAUGAGUAUACUACACUUCAUUUACAAUGUGUGCAAAGGCUUCUUUAUGAUCAUCUGGCAAACACUGUUUGGAGGAGGCUUAGUGGAGGGAGCUAAGAAUAUCACUGUCACUGAGAUUCUAGCAAGCAUGCCGGAUCCCACACAGGAUGAUGUGCAUGGAGACGGACCAGGGGAGCCAAGGACAGGGGUAGAACAAGACACUGGAGGUGUGACGGACACUGGGGAGACUGGGAGUGGGGAGGAGGAAGAGGAGGAUACCCAGGAAAAAGAGGGUGGGAGGAUACCAGGUGUUGAUGCUCCAGGUGGACUUGGAGACAUGGGUGUUGAAUCACCUGUUGAACCUCCGACACCUGAAGGAACUCCUAUAACAAGGAGAAAAAUGCGACCAGAAGAGACUGACGCUAGCCAGAAACCGCCUGAACCUGUUCUUGUAGAGGAACCUCCCCCAGAACCUGAAAAGGCUGAUGUUGAGAAUGGAGAGAAAGCAGAGAAAGAAGCCCAGAGUAAGGAGGAAGAAAGGCCAGAAGAACAAAAGAAAUCUCCUAAAAAGAAAGAAAAGAAGCCGAAAAGGGAAGGAGGUUUUCAAAUCUGGAAUGAGCUGGAAACCCAAAGAAUUAAAUUCAUGAACUACCUCUCCAGAAACUUCUACAACUUGCGUUUUUUGGCGUUGUUCCUCGCAUUUGCCUUGAACUUCAUUCUGCUGUUCUACAAGGUGUCUGACUCCCCCCCUGAGGGUGAGGAGAUGGAAGGAUCUGGACUGGAUCCGGAGGGAAGCGGGCUGUUCGAAGGCUCUGGGUUGUUUGAAGGCUCAGGGGAAGAGGCUGAGGGAUCUGGAAUGAAUGAAGGAGAUGAGGACGAGGAAGAGGUCCCAAUUUAUUUCUAUUUAGAGGAGAGCACUGGCUACAUGCAGCCCACAUUGACCUUCAUUGCUGCCUUACACACAGUCAUCUCAUUCAUCUGUAUCAUUGGCUACAACUGCCUCAAGAUUCCACUGGUGAUCUUUAAAAGGGAGAAAGAACUUGCAAGAAAACUGGAGUUUGACGGCCUCUAUAUCACUGAGCAGCCUGAGGAUGAUGACAUUAAGGGCCAGUGGGACCGACUGGUCCUGAAUACACCCUCUUUUCCAAACAACUAUUGGGAUAAAUUUGUCAAGAGAAAGGUUUUGGAUAAGUACGGCGACAUUUAUGGCAGAGAAAGAAUUGCUGAGCUCCUGGGAGUUGAUUUAGCCUCCCUGGAUGUGAGUCAACAACAUGAGAGGAAACAGGAGGAACCAGACAACUCUGUGUUUGCAUGGACGACCACCGUUGACAUCAAGUACCAAAUCUGGAAAUUUGGUGUUAUUUUCACAGACGGUACCUUCUUAUAUCUCUGUUGGUACAUGAUAAUGUCUCUGCUUGGCCAUUACAACAACUUCUUCUACGCCUGCCACUUGCUGGACAUUGCUAUGGGUGUCAAGACUCUGCGCACUAUCCUGUCCUCAGUCACACACAAUGGCAAACAGCUCAUGAUGACAGUGGGCUUGUUGGCUGUGGUGGUGUACCUUUACACUGUAAUCGCCUUCAAUUUCUUCCGCAAGUUUUACAACAAGAGCGAGGACGAGGACGAACCGGAUAUGAAAUGCGACGACAUGAUGACUUGUUACCUGUUCCACAUGUAUGUGGGUGUGCGUGCUGGUGGAGGAAUCGGAGAUGAGAUAGAGGAUCCCGCCGGAGAUGAAUACGAGCUGUAUCGAGUGGUCUUUGAUAUCACUUUCUUCUUCUUCGUCAUUGUCAUUCUACUGGCCAUUAUUCAGGGUCUGAUCAUUGAUGCCUUUGGAGAACUCAGAGACCAACAAGAGCAGGUCAAGGAAGACAUGGAGACAAAAUGCUUCAUAUGUGGCAUUGGAAGUGACUACUUUGAUACAACGCCACAUGGCUUUGAGACCCACACUUUGGAUGAACACAACCUGGCCAAUUACAUGUUCUUCUUAAUGUACCUUAUCAACAAAGAUGAGACGGAGCACACUGGGCAGGAGUCGUACGUGUGGAAGAUGUACCAGGAGCGUUGCUGGGACUUCUACCCUGCCGGAGACUGUUUCAGAAAGCAAUACGAGGAUCAACUCUCCUAG
Messenger RNA from Anarrhichthys ocellatus (wolf-eel), 15072 nucleotides. Its product is annotated as ryanodine receptor 1-like. Gene Ontology annotation, cellular component: sarcolemma; Z disc; calcium channel complex. The coding region runs from base 34 to 15072 and encodes 5012 amino acids. Gene Ontology annotation, biological process: release of sequestered calcium ion into cytosol by sarcoplasmic reticulum; striated muscle contraction; intracellular calcium ion homeostasis. Lineage: Eukaryota; Metazoa; Chordata; Actinopteri; Perciformes; Anarhichadidae. The transcript has 107 exons. Gene Ontology annotation, molecular function: protein binding; ryanodine-sensitive calcium-release channel activity. The record is from RefSeq and is a predicted model, not a curated record.